GUAAAAAAAAAGUCAAAAAAGUAACAAUCCAAAACACACCCUAAAAAAACAUUUUUAAAUAUAGCCCUCUCCGUCUUUCACCACAGCUCCGUUUUUCUCCCACCGGCGACCCUCUUCCGAUCUCGCUCCAGACCACCGCUGCCGGCGCCGUCUGCUACUUCCAUUUCCGAUCUGAGUAAUCUGAACCAGAUACAAAAAUAUUGGUUAGUUGGUAUUUGAAGGUUCUAGAAAUCUCAAACACCCUCGAAAUUUUGAAUAAGAAAACCCUCGUCUGGAUCUGGAUCUUCAUUUCAAUUUCAAAGUUGGUGAGAAAAAUCAAAUCCAAUGGAGAAUAGGGUUCAAGAGAUCAUAGAGCAGCAAGUGCUGAGUGUUGCGAAAGCUGUAGAGGAUAAGAUCGAUGAUGAAAUCGCGGCUUUGGAGAAGUUGGAUUUAGACGAUAUUGAAGUCCUAAGAGAGCGCCGAUUGCAACAGAUGAAGAAGAUGGCGGAGAAGCGGAGCCGUUGGAUUUCCCUUGGCCAUGGAGAUUAUUCUGAGAUAUUCUCCGAGAAGGACUUUUUCACCAUUGUUAAGGCAAGCGAUCGCGUUGUUUGCCAUUUCUAUCGUGAAAAUUGGCCUUGCAAGGUAGUGGACAAACACUUGGGGAUAUUGGCAAAACAGCAUAUAGAGACCCGAUUCAUCAAGAUUCAAGCAGAGAAAAGCCCAUUCUUGGCUGAGAAGCUCAAGAUUGUUGUUCUUCCAACAAUUGCUCUUAUAAAGAAUGCCAAAGUUGAAGAUUAUGUGGUGGGGUUUGAUGAGCUUGGUGGGAGUGAUGAUUUUAGCACUGAAGAACUGGAGGAGAGGUUGGGGAAAGGUGAAGUUAUAUUUUUUGAAGGAGAAUCAUCUUUGAAACCAUCAAAAAAGCCUCAAACAAGAAAUGUUCGACAUGGCUCCAACUCUCAUCUUUCGGAUUCUGAUUAAACCUUUUCUGGUUCUAAACAAUUCAUUCUUUUCUUCCCCAACAAACUGUUCGCAUUCUUCCUCUUUACCUCAUCAAGUUCAAAUUUUCAUUUCAAAUCAAAAGUGUAAGGGUAUUUUGGUCAUUUCGUAGUUAAUAGUCAUUAGUCAUUACCUUUUUUGACAGAAAACAAACUAGGUUGCAGCUUCAAAAUAUAUUGUUGCACUUGUGUGGUCAUUUGACCAAGAUUUGGAAACUCGGAUGCAUUUUCACUAGUUCUUCAGAUUUAUGUGUAUUUGUUAUUAUAUUGUUGUUUAUUAAUUUAGAAUCUUUAAUUGUCUGCUUA
Messenger RNA from Lactuca sativa (garden lettuce), 1280 nucleotides. RefSeq names its product thioredoxin domain-containing protein 9 homolog. NCBI's taxonomy places the organism in Eukaryota, Viridiplantae, Streptophyta, Magnoliopsida, Asterales, Asteraceae. The record is from RefSeq and is a predicted model, not a curated record.